UUCGAUUGGGGGAACAGGGACGCCGAACGUCAAUAAACAACCGUUCGUUCUUCAGUAUCUCCGGAGCGUCAUCUCUUCAUAACUUUCUCCGGAGCUUCAGCCCUCCAUCUCCGGACGCCAUCAUGACCACUCGGAGGCUCGCGCUGUUCCCGCCACUUCUGCUGCUUCUCUCCCCGCUGCUGGUUGUUGAGGCUCGGCCGCUGCUCGUCUUCUUCAUCGAUGCCCUCCGUUACGACUACGUGGACGACCUCAAGUCGCUGCCCGGGUUCCGACAACUGCUGGAGAGCGGGGUCAAAGUGGACUACAUGACCCCGGUCUUCCCGAGUCUGUCCAUCCCGAACUUCUACAGUCUCAUGACAGGUCGCUACCCUGAUGUUCACCAGAUGACCGGUAACUACAUGUGGGAUGAGAAAUCCGGGAAAAAGUUCCUGCUCGGGACAAACCCAGAGAGUGCGCUACCUUUGUGGUGGGAAGGCUCAGAGCCGUUAUGGGUCACACUUCAGAAGAUGGGAAAACGUGCCUCCAUGUACAACAUGCCUGGCUGCCAGGUAAUGAUUUUUGGUGUCCGUGUCUGGUACUGUAAGCCUUUUGUCCCAAACAUCUCUGCGACGCGCCUCAUACAGAUUACAGAGGAAGCCCUGGACGAUCUCGGGUCAGGCAAAGCGGAUCUGGCGGCAGUGUAUUAUGAGAACCUUGACAAAGUGGGACAUUACUUUGGAGCAGAUACCUAUCCCAUGAAGGCAGCUGUGCAAAGGUUGGAUGCUGCCAUGGUGGCGCUCAACUCCAAACUUAAAGAGAAGAACUUGGUGGACAAGUUGAAUAUCAUGAUGUUUUCUGACCACGGAAUGACCAACUUGAAGUCUGACCGGAUCAUUGAGUUGGACAAGCUUAUUGUCAUGUCAGAUAUUGAGAAAAUGGUGGGCAGAGGACCAGUGGUCAGUGUGUGGCCAAAAGGAGGCAAAUUUGAAUCGCUGCGUGCCUCUUUAUCCCGCAUCAAGAACAUGAACACCUACACCAAACAAGAGAUUCCUGCCCGUUUCCACUACAAAGGCGGGAGGUUUGUUUCACCUCUGACACUGGUGGCUGAGCCGGGCUGGUACAUUGCUGAGAACACCGCAGUAGUCCAGGCUUAUUUAAUCCAUCUGUCAGAAGACCUCCAAUUUGGCUGGCAUGGCUAUGACAACGAACAUGUUGACAUGAGAGCUUUUUUCUUUGCAUCCGGACCUGAUUUUGGUGGCCUUCUGGAUUGCUCUUCUGAGUUGUAUAAGCAAAUUCUGGAAUGCUACUGCCACCUUCUGCCCCAUUGAGGUCAUUACAGUUUGGCUCAUGAUUUCAAGAAGAACUUCCAUGCUGCGCCCAUACAAUGUGUGGACGUCUAUAACCUCAUGUGUUGGACCAUGGGUGUGGAACCUUUGCCUAACAAUGGGUCUUGGUCUCGAGUAGAGUACUUUCUGCAAAGUUCUUUUCCUCAG
Synchiropus splendidus (mandarinfish) is the source of this 1472-nucleotide messenger RNA. RefSeq names its product glycerophosphocholine cholinephosphodiesterase ENPP6-like. The record is from RefSeq and is a predicted model, not a curated record. The transcript has 9 exons. NCBI's taxonomy places the organism in Eukaryota, Metazoa, Chordata, Actinopteri, Syngnathiformes, Callionymidae. Bases 123 to 1307 code for a protein of 394 amino acids.